This is a messenger RNA of Closterium sp. NIES-65, 3120 nucleotides long. NCBI's taxonomy places the organism in Eukaryota, Viridiplantae, Streptophyta, Zygnematophyceae, Desmidiales, Closteriaceae. The record is from the annotation of a GenBank genome assembly.
AUGGCAUCUCUGCGACAAUGUAUAUCGCCGGCGAUCACAUCAAUUCACGACCCAGCGCUUUCGUCGUCUCGAGAUCAUCAAGCCACCCUCCAUACGCCAUUCUUUGGCCUCUCAUUGGCCAACGUCCCGCAACCGGGAAGAUUACACGUGUCCGUUCCCACCGCAGUUGGCGCUGUCGUCUCCUCGCAGCACCUCACAAUCACCGCGAAGGCGAAUUCGAAGCAUCAGGAGCAUCAGCAACCGUCGAAGAAGACGGGAUCGACGACCAAGAUGGCUUCUCGCCGCCAGACGAACAUCCGAGUCGCAGUUCAGGGCUACCAAGGCGGUAACCGGACGGAAGGCGACGCGUCGUCGGACGAGGACGCGACGCGCGCGGAGGAUCUGCGCGACGCGCUGAAGGAGGCGCAGUUCGUGCGGUGGUUCCGCGAGGCGUGGCCGUACAUUCAGGGCCAUCGCGGUAGCACGUUCGUUAUCGUCGUUCCCGGGGACGUCGUCGCGAACCGUCAGAUCUUCGACUCCAUCCUGCAGGAUGUAGCGUUGCUGCACGGCUUGGGAGUGCGCAUCGUGCUCGUGCCGGGGAGCCACGUGCAGAUCAACGAUCUCCUGGAGGAGCGCGGCGUCGCGUCCGUGUUUCACGGCGCGUAUCGCGUGACGGACACGGAGGCGCUGGCGGCGGCGAUGGAGGCGUCGGGGCGCACGCGCGUGGACAUCGAGGCGAAGCUGUCGCGCGGCCCGGUGAUCCCGGUGCUGCGAAGGCACGGCGAGAGCGAGAAGUGGCACGAAGUGGGCAUCAGCGUCGCCAGCGGCAACUUCGUGCACGCCAAGCGGCGGGGCGUGGUGGGCGGCGUGGAUUACGGGGCGACGGGCGAGGUGAAGCGCGUGGACGUGGCGCGCAUCAGGAGCCGCCUCGACAGCAGCUGCGUCGUGCUGCUGAGCAACCUGGGAUUCACCCCCGCGGGCGAGGUGCUCAACUGCAACACGUACGAGGUCGCCACGGCAUGCGCCAUAGGUCUAGGAGCGGACAAGCUGAUCUGCCUGCUGGACGGCGCAGUGGCGGACAACCGCGGGCGGCUGAUCCGCUGGAUGACGCUGCAGCAGGCGGAUGUGAUUAUAAGGAACCGCGCCACGCAGAGCUAUGCUGCCGCGGAGUACGUUAAAGCCGUCGCCGGAGAGGAGUAUAUUAGGAGCCUCGGGCUCGUCGGCGCGCAGGGCGCGGGGGGCGCGGAGGGGGAGGGCGCGGGGGAGGGGAGGCGGAAGAAGGGGAAGCGGGGGAAGAAGAAGCGGGGGGAGGAGUGGGGGGAGGGGGGGAGGGGAGGGGGGGGAGGGGAAGGAGAGGAGGAGGAGGAAGAGGAGGAGGAGGUCGCAGCAAGUAUGGAGAGAUGGAAGGCGCAGCGGGCUCUGUAUAGCAUGAGCUUUGAGAAGCCUGGCCCGCCCCUCCCCACGUUCAGUGGAGCGCGAGAGGGGAGGGACGUGUGGAGCGAGAGGGGCAACGGCAGGGGCAAUGCCGCGGGCGCGGAGGGAGUGGGCGCGCGGGAGAGCUGGGGGAAUGGCGGUUUGGCGGAGGCGGGGUUUGGGGAGAGUGCUGCGCGGGGUUGGGGGGGGAAUGGGGGGGGUGGCGCGGCGGGGAGGGCGGAGGAGAGGCGGGGGUUUGCGGUGGGCGGAGAGGAGCGGUCGGUGCAUCGAUACGGAUUCCUGUCAGAGCUCACUGCUGCUGUGUAUGCCUGCCGGGGCGGGGUGCGGCGGGUGCAUCUACUAGACAGUGGAGUGGAGGGCACGCUGCUGCUGGAGCUGUACACACGGGACGGCGUCGGCACCAUGGUCUCCAGUGAUCUAUACGAGGGCACGCGGGCUGCGCAGGUGUCGGACAUGCCGGGCAUCAGAGCACUGCUGGAACCCCUCGAGGCCGCUGGGGUGCUGCUUCCCCGAGGGGACGAGCAGGUGAGCAGAAAUUUGACUCGGCCUCGGCAGCAGGUGUCGGACAUGCCGGGCAUCAGAGCGCUGCUGGAGCCUCUGGAGGCCGCUGGGGUGCUGCUUCCUAGAGGGGACGAGCAGCUGCGCAGGGAGCUGCCGUUCUUCACGGUGGUGGAGAGGGACGGCCAUACCAUCGCCUGUGCGGCGCUCUUCCCCUUCCCCUCUGCCCGCAUGGCUGAAGUCGCUGCCUUUGCCGUCUCGCCUGCAUCGCGAGGGAAUGGGCGCGGGGACAACCUGUUGGGUGAGUGCUGUGCUGUGGUCUGUGCUGUGGUCUGUGCUGUGCUGUGCUGUGGUCUGUGCUGUGGGCUGUGCUGUGGUCUGUGCUGUGGUCUGUGCUGUGGUCUGUGCUGUGGUCUGUGCUGUGGUCUGUGCUGUGGUCUGUGCUGUGGUCUGUGCUGUGGACUGUGCUGUGGUCUGUGCUGUGGUCUGUGCUGUGGUCUGUGCUGUGGUCUGUGCUGUGGUCUGUGCUGUGGUCUGUGCUGUGCUGUGCUGUGCUGUGCUGUGCUGUGCUGUGCUGUGCUGUGCUGUGCUGUGCUGUGGGGUGGGGUGGGGUAUGAUGUGACGAGGGGGAGUGAUGUGGUGACUGGUGAGUAUGGGAGCGCUGCAGGGGGUGCAUACUUGGAGAAGCGCGCAGUGGACAUGGGCAUGGAGAAGCUGUUUCUCAUGACCACGCGCACUGCUGACUGGUUCGUGCACCGGGGGUUUGCACCGUGUGACCUGGAGAGGCUACCAGAGGAGAAGCUGAAGAAGGUGGACCGCAGCCGCGGUUCCAAGAGCUUUGUGAAGGACUUAGAAGUGAGUGAUGAGGAGGAUGCAGACAGUGACGAGGAGUGGGAUGACGCCGGGUUACCGACUGAUCUUCCGAACGAUGAGGAGGAUGCAGACAGCGAUGAGGAGGAUGCAGACAGCGAUGAGGAGGAUGCAGACAGCGAUGAGGAGGAUGCAGACAGCGAUGAGGAGGAUGCAGACAGCGAUGAGGAGGAUGCAGACAGCGAUGAGGAGGAUGAGGAUGCAGACAGCGAUGAGGAGGAUGCGGACAGCGAUGAGGAGGAUGCGGACAGCGAUGAGGAGGAUGCAGACAGCGAUGAGGAGGAUGCAGACAGCAAUGAGGAGUGGGACGAUGAUGGGUUGCCCACCGACCUUCCCUAG